Messenger RNA from Seminavis robusta, 1280 nucleotides. The record is from the annotation of a GenBank genome assembly. Lineage: Eukaryota; Bacillariophyta; Bacillariophyceae; Naviculales; Naviculaceae.
CCUUCAUCGCGGUUCCAACGUCCCAAAAACCUGGCAAACAUCACAUCACAACUACAACACAGCGAGCUAGUAGCAACCAACUCAACUCUUUCGUAGCUUCCCUCAUCAACAGUACUCCAAUAUUCGACCAUGAGCAAGUCUCCAUCUCUUCGACGCAUCCAAGCAGACAUUCGUGAACUGGCAUUGGAUCCUUCCGAUCGGUACCACGCGGCGCCCUUGGAGCAUGACAUGUUCGAAUGGCACUUUACGAUUCGUGGAGCCGAUGGAACCGAUUUUGAAGGAGGUGUCUAUCAUGGACGCAUCAUGCUUCCACCCGAGUAUCCAUUCAAGCCUCCUCAUAUUAUUUUCUUGACUCCUUCGGGUCGAUUUGAAACCAACACCAAGGUCUGCUUGUCAUUCUCGGCGUACCAUCCCGAACUAUGGCAGCCAGCCUGGGGCAUUCGUUUGAUUCUCGAGGCGCUGAUUAGUUUUCUACCGACACCGGCCGAUGGUGCCAUUGGAGCGUUGGAUUGGACUGGGGAUGAACGAAAACGAUUGGCCGUCAAGAGUGUCCACUACCACUGUCCCACAUGUGGUUGCAAGGCGAUUGAGCUACUUCCCAAACUCAAACCCAAAACGGAUACUUCUGACAGUAGUAAAAAUGACAAACCAAAAUCCAAAUUUCAAAAGGAAAUUGAAAAAUUACAACAAUUUCAGGCAAUGGAACACGGAGAAGAUAAAGAUAUAAACGACAACAACAAUAAAGGAAAAGAUGGCGAGGAAAAGGACCCGAAAGCAAAAGAAGAGGUCCCUAAAGAGGAACCAAAGCCCUCGGUGGAAACAUCCGUGGAAGCGACUACCACGACAACCAACACGAACGACGAAACGGAACCACCCACGGAACAGGCCCCGGCGGUUGUUACUCCCACUGCGGCGGCUCCACAACAACAACAGCCUGUUGAACAAAUGCAGGAUCCUCCCAUGGUGCAAUUGCAGCAACAACAACAACAACAACAAUUGGAAUUCCGACAAGAAGAUGGAAUGUUGUCUUGGAUGGUGGAUCCCGUAUUACAUGGAAUCAUUGUCAUACUGGCGGUUCUCUGCUUUUUGCUCAUGCGAAAGCUGCAAACCAUGAUGGAAGAGUUGGAGGAACUCAAUGCUGUAUUGGAGGGAUGAUAUGGAUGGAAAUGAAAAUGAAAUUUGAACAGUUAGGCAAUAUUUACGUAUGCAUGUAUGUGUGGCAAGGCAAUUGAAACAGGAACAAAUCUGUAGCAACUAGAUCUACUUUACACGCUUCUUUA